GACGGAUUCGAUUGGCCCGUGAAAGCCGGGUCUUUUUUCCCAUACGAAGAAGACGAAGAUUUAGCGGGAAAAUAAAAGGUUAAACAAGAUUGGCGGGAAGAAUACUUGCCUUCCUAAAGUUCUCAUAUAAAAGCAUCAGUUCAUAUCAUACCGCCACUUCCACUUCCUCUCUCUUUCAUUUUCCGGAUCGGUUUCUCUCUCCAAGGGUUUCAAAGAUGUUCUCGGGCUCCCAAUUCGAUGCCACGAACGCCUUCUCCGGCGGCGGUUUCAUGGCUUCUCAGUCCACUCAAUUCGGCGAUUCCACUCCCUCUCCGGCCAAGAGACGCGAAACUCACGGAUUGGUUCCCGUGACGGUGAAGCAGAUCAGCGAAGCCCAUCAGUCCGGUGAUGAAAAAUCGAACUUUGUGAUCAGCGGUGCAGAUGUUGCUAACGUAUCGGUGGUUGGGAUGGUUUUUGACAAAGCCGAAAGGAACACUGAUGUUGAUUUCACCGUGGAUGAUGGAACAGGGCGAAUCAAGUGCCGAAGAUGGGUGAAUGAGAAUUUUGACUCCAGAGAAAUGCAGGAAAUAGAAGAUGGAAUGUAUGUUCGUGUUAAUGGACACUUGAAAGUCUUUCAAGGUGUUCGACAGAUUGUUGCCUUCUCUGUGAGGCCUGUGAAAAACUUUGACGAAGUUGCUUUCCACUUCAUUGAGUGCAUACAUACCCACCUGCUGACAUCCAAGCUACAGCUGCAAGGGAAUGCUGCCACUCAAGCGCAGCCUAUGGACUCAUCUCUGAACACUCCUGUGCGGAGUGGAUCAACUGGAUAUCAGACAGCCCCGUCAAACCAAUUCUCCGGGCAAGUUAGCGUUGAUGGACUAAAGAGCUGUGAUCAGUUGGUCCUUGAAUAUCUGCAGCAGCCAUCAAGCAUUGGAAAAGAAAAGGGGAUACACAGAGACGAACUUUCCCAGCACCUGAAAGUUCCUGUGGGAAAGAUCUUGGAAGCUAUCAGGUCUCUUGAGGAGGAAGGUUUAAUAUAUUCCACGAUCGAUGAGUUUCACUACAAGUCAGCAGCAUAUGGUUAAUGUUCGUCACGAAUUUAAUUGUCUUUAGGAUUGCAAGUACUUAUAUAUGAGUGCUGUAAUGUGUACUACUCUUUCCAUAUCUAAUAUGUAUCCCUGGAUCUUCUGGUGGGUUCAGUAUUAAAGUUCAAUUAACCGCC
Messenger RNA from Pyrus x bretschneideri (Chinese white pear), 1201 nucleotides. RefSeq names its product replication protein A 32 kDa subunit A. NCBI's taxonomy places the organism in Eukaryota, Viridiplantae, Streptophyta, Magnoliopsida, Rosales, Rosaceae. Gene Ontology annotation, molecular function: DNA binding. Gene Ontology annotation, cellular component: DNA replication factor A complex; nucleus; site of double-strand break. The record is from RefSeq and is a predicted model, not a curated record. The coding region runs from base 216 to 1064 and encodes 282 amino acids. Gene Ontology annotation, biological process: DNA replication; double-strand break repair via homologous recombination; nucleotide-excision repair. The transcript is spliced from 10 exons.